Molecule: messenger RNA, 1053 nt
Organism: Mycena citricolor
Lineage: Eukaryota; Fungi; Basidiomycota; Agaricomycetes; Agaricales; Mycenaceae
Source: the annotation of a GenBank genome assembly
GUGCUCGAAUGGUCCCUGGCGCUUUCCCUUGGAUCCAACCUCUACUUUGCCAAUAUCCCACAGGCUCUGAUCAGCGACUACCUCGCAGAUGUCAUCGACAAGAAUGUUGUGACUCACAUGCACCUCACCCCCGGUGUGCUGGGCACUCUGCCGGCGUCGAGAAGAUUGCAGAGUCUCGAGUGCAUCAGUGUGGGUGGAGAGUUGGUACCGGAUAACCUGAUCGAACGGUGGAGGACGAGAGUGACCCUGCAGAAUGCGUAUGGGCCAACUGAAGCAACGUUCGUCGUGGCUCAUCAACUUCAGCCCAGUUCACCGGGCAAGGUUGCGCACUCCGCUGCAAACAUCGGGAAACCGCAUUCGCCCACGGAGGUGUUCGUGAGCAACCCUUCGUUCGACCGACUGCUGGCUGUCAACGAGAUUGGAGAGGUCUGUCUGGCCGGCCCGCAACUGGCCCGAGGUCACCGCAAUUGGCCCGAUCUUACGAGCCAACGAUUCGCAGUCCAUCCUCAGAAUGGCAAGCGGAUGUACAAAACGGGGGACCGAGGGACACUAAUGGCCGAUGGCACCGUGUUCUUGAUGGGCAGAAUGGAUCGCGAGCUGAAAGUCCGAGGGUACAGGUGCGUUGAUUGGACUGGUGCAUGGUUUUUUGCACUCACGCCGACGUCGAGGAUUGACCUGGACAAUCUGGGACGCACUAUUGUGGCUGUGAUGCCGUCCAUCAUUAGCGUCUCGGUCCAGUCGUCUCCGUCGGGCACCGACCUGUGUGUCUUUGUCUCGCCACAGAAUAUCCAUGGGACCGAGCUGAAGCGGCUCCUUGGGCAUCGGGUGCCGAGUUACAUGGUUCCGAGGAACGUGUACUGUCUGCAGCGGCUGCCCUUGAACACGAGCAACAAGACGGACCACCAGGUGAUCAAGCUGCGCAUGGAGGAGUUGAUCAGGGACGUCAAGCUCCUCUCUGGAGGCACAACACCCAGCAGCAUGAGCUCGGACGAAGACGACCUGAGUUCGGUCGAAGAUUUCAGCCGCACCUCGACCUUGGCAGAUUCGACCUUG